AUGCUCAUAGUAAGCGUUAUUGCCGUUCUCAUCUUCAGUGUUGGAGUGAGUGGUGACCAAGAAAUGGAUAAAAUCCUGCAGAGUUUCAUCGUUGACGUGAUUACCUCUCUAUAUGCAAGCUCAAGUUUCACAGUAUUUCAUUGUGCAAAACCAGACGACAUCACUGAAUUUUCUAGAUUCAUGUCAAGGCAUUAUCAGUUGCAUGAGGUCGCCACUAUCUCUGAAGCCUACAAAUUCCGCUUUAUUGAAUCUCCAUUGUCUCAUCAGAACUUCUACGUCGUUGACCUGGGCUGCGCGGGAGUUCAUGAACUACUCAUUCAAGCGAACAAUACCGGAAGUUUCGUCGGUCCAACGAAGUGGUUAAUUCUCCAAGAUUUACAAACAGAUUCGAAUGCCACCGCCAAUGAAAAUUUUCAUUCAGGUGCAACCGAUCAAGCCGAAUUGAGAAGCGUAUUCGAAGAUUUUCAUGUCUUUCCAGACAGCGAAGUCAUCGUAGGCCAAAAAAUAAGCGAUAAUUCUAUAAAAAUCUUAUCAGUUUAUCGCCCUAGUCCCGUUCGCAGUCUCAUCAUCGAAGACAGGGGCACGUGGAAUAGUAUUGAUGGUAUUCAGCUCCGGGAUCAUGACGUCUCGUCGAGAAGAAGAACGGAUCUUCAGCAAACCCCGUUGAAGGCGUGUUCUGUGGUGACGCAUCCGGAUACAAUGAAUCAUUUGGAAGACCUAAAGGACAAGCAAGUCGACGUAAUCACAAAAGUUGGAUAUGCCUUCUCGAAGCUGCUGGCGGCCCGGAUCAAUGCAACAGUCACUUUCACUUUCGCUGCAAGUUGGGGCUACAAGGAGAAGAAUGGAAGCUGGAGCGGAAUGAUAGGAGAAAUUGAUCGCAAUGAAGUUGAUUUUGGUGCUACUGCGACAUUUAUAAUCGCAUCGCGAAUAGACGCUGUUGACUUCAUUCAACUAUACACACCGAAUAGAAUACGAUUCGUCUUUCGACGUCCUCCGCUGUCCCACGUCAGCAACCUUUUCACUCUGCCAUUCACUGAGAGUGUUUGGAUCGGAAUUUCCGUUCUUAGUUGCAUCGGCUUCGUGGUAUUGUAUUUGAGCAUGGCUUGGGAAUGGAGAAUAGUGAAGGAUCUGUCGCACGAUGAAAAAUUGACGGGAGAUCUGGAGAUAAAGCCUGCUUUUGGCGACAACUUCUUGAUCCUGAUUGGAGCUGUCACCCAACAAGGAUCAGCAUAUGAACCGCGGAGUGUUCCAGCGCGGAUAGUCAUAUUCAUGCUUCUGGUUUUUUGUCUGAGUCUGUACGCAGCUUAUGCUGCGAAUAUUGUAGCGCUUCUUCAGUCCACAUCGGAUUCCAUAAAGAAUGUUGAAGAUCUGAUGAACAGCCCUUUGAAACUCGGCAUCCAAGAUAUAGUUUAUAAUCGUCAUUAUUUUGGGUCCUUCGAAGAUCCUUUAAGGAAAGAGUUCUACGAGCGCCGCAUCAAGAAACAGAAAGACAUUUGGCUUUCUCUGACAGAGGGUAUCGGUAGAAUGAGAAAUGAAUUGUUCGCUUUUCACACGGAGCUUACUUCAGGAUAUGAUGUUGUUCAAAGCACCUACGAGGAAGACGAGAAAUGCGGCUUCGAGGAAAUUGAUUAUCUGUAUGUCUCUGAUCCGGCGUUCGCUAUUAAGCGUAGGUCACCGUAUCGAGAGAUCUUCAGAGUGGGGGGUAUCUGGCUACAGGAAACGGGUAUAAAAGAACGUUACAUCAGGAUUAUGUACAAUAAGAAGCCCCCGUGCAACAAUCAAAAGAAAUUUGUCGGUGUUGGUACCAUCGAAUGUUAUGCUGCUUAUCUUACUAUUGGUUAUGGAAUGCUCCUCACGUUUGGGAUCCUGUUAUUCGAAAUAAUCUGGUCAAAAAGGUGAGAAAUCGCCCUCAUUAUCAUUCAUAACAAUUGCAAAAAUUGAAUUUGAUCAAUUUGGCGCAGUAGCUUCAAUCCUAUCGUAGCUGAUAACACACAAGUCAACACCCAAGAACCAGAACUCAAUGAACAUACCUCUU
Messenger RNA from Diachasma alloeum, 2035 nucleotides. It is a transcript of the gene Ir75u.3, whose product is annotated as glutamate receptor ionotropic, kainate 4. Gene Ontology annotation, cellular component: membrane. Lineage: Eukaryota; Metazoa; Arthropoda; Insecta; Hymenoptera; Braconidae. Gene Ontology annotation, molecular function: ligand-gated monoatomic ion channel activity. The record is from RefSeq and is a predicted model, not a curated record. The coding region runs from base 1 to 1899 and encodes 632 amino acids. The transcript has 9 exons.